Molecule: messenger RNA, 691 nt
Organism: Closterium sp. NIES-67
Lineage: Eukaryota; Viridiplantae; Streptophyta; Zygnematophyceae; Desmidiales; Closteriaceae
Source: the annotation of a GenBank genome assembly
CCUCCUCCCUUUCAUUCCUUACCCCCUCAACCAUCACCCCUUCGGCCUUCAUGAGGCUGUACUCGUUAUUAGCUCUGGGCAGCGGCGUGUUUGUGCUUUUAAGAACAGCCGUCAUAUCGUGGGCCGGGGUGCUGACCACGCAGGCGUUCUUCAGAGGCAUGCUGCAGUCCGUCUUCCGCGCCCCCAUGGCGUUCUUUGACUCAACACCUAUCGGAAGGAUCUUAUCGAGGGCCUCCACAGACCAGAGCGCCCUGGACUUGGACCUGCCAUUCCGAGUUCGGGUCUCUCCUCGCCAUGCUGUUCCAGCUGCUGGGCAUCCUCUUCGUCACCUCCAUCAUCACAUGGCCGGUGUUCUACGCCAUCAUCCCCCUGGCGUACCUCUACUUCUCCUUCCAGGAGUACUACCUGACAACAUCUAGGGAGCUUUCCCGCCUGAAUGGCGUCACCAAGGCACCCAUCAUCGAACAUUUCAGCGAGUCCCUGUCAGGGGCAGCGGUCAUCCGCGCAUUCGCCCAGCAGCCCCGCUUCGCUCAUAAGAACGCCGAGAGGGUCGACACCAACAACCGAGUGGCCUUCCACUAUGGCGCCUGCACCGUGUGGCUGGGCGUUCAUUUGGAGCUAUUGGGAGCUCUGCUGCUCUGUUUCUCGGCGCUCAUGCUCGUAUGGCUGCCUCCCUCGGUCAUUUCGCCAG